AUGAUGCCGCCUACCGCAAGCACCCUUUCGGGCCAACUAGAAGAGCUCCAUCUACUCAGAUGUUCUCUCCUUCCUGGCGAGUCGCUGACAUUCGAUCCCUCCGAGGACACGGACCACUGGUGCGAACUCUUGGACGCCUACGCUGAAGAUCCAGAGCAAGUAACCGCGCGAGCGCCGAGCACACUCCCACUGGCCCGCUUUGCAGUGCAGCUCGAGGAGGCGAACGUGUGGUUCGACGUCGAGCUCCCCGCCGCAUAUCGCGCGGCGACGGGUGCAGCGGACGCGGAAAAUCCUGAUGCGCCCGUGCUGCCGCGCGUGUCCGUCAAGAGCUUGUACCUCGCUCGGGAAGAGCAAGCGCGCUGGCAGGCGGCGGUGCAGGAAGCGAUGGUGGAAGUUCGUGACAGUGAGUACCCGGUGUACGACCUGAUCUCGACCCACCUUCUCCCCCUCCUACACGCAGAACUUGAAGUCGACGGCGAACCUGGAGGAUCCACCGCCCCCGCCCCUUCAAAACUCCCCGAGGAUGAAACGGACAACAGGCGCUACCACGCGCUGCUGACCUCGCACCAUCUCGUCGCGCCGUCGAAGCGGCGCGCGCUGCACGCGUGGGCGGCCGAGCUCGCGCUCGCGGGCUUCGCGAAGCUCGGACAUCCCGGCGUGCUCUAUUGCUCCGGUACACACGGCGCUGUCACGGAAUUCGUGAGACGCGUAAAGGCGCUGCAGUGGCUCGCCUUGCGCGUGCGGUUCAUCGAGCCGUUAACUCAGUCUGGAGUGGAAGAAAGCUAUCAAAAGGGCGGACGGUGGAUCGAAUUCGAGAAAGUUGGGGAGGUGGUGGCUGAGAUGAGGAGGUUAGGGCGAGAGAGGUUCGUCGUGGAGAUGGGUAUCGGCAGUGCUGGUGCUCAGCCUGGUGCGUGUUCGAACUUGAAGUGA
Messenger RNA from Sparassis crispa, 930 nucleotides. RefSeq lists its product as hypothetical. The transcript has 2 exons. The record is from RefSeq and is a predicted model, not a curated record. The coding region runs from base 1 to 930 and encodes 309 amino acids. Lineage: Eukaryota; Fungi; Basidiomycota; Agaricomycetes; Polyporales; Sparassidaceae.